Penicillium robsamsonii is the source of this 1386-nucleotide messenger RNA. RefSeq lists its product as uncharacterized. Gene Ontology annotation, cellular component: FANCM-MHF complex; Fanconi anaemia nuclear complex. The transcript is spliced from 5 exons. Bases 1 to 1386 code for a protein of 461 amino acids. Lineage: Eukaryota; Fungi; Ascomycota; Eurotiomycetes; Eurotiales; Aspergillaceae. Gene Ontology annotation, biological process: replication fork processing; resolution of meiotic recombination intermediates. Gene Ontology annotation, molecular function: protein heterodimerization activity; chromatin binding. The record is from RefSeq and is a predicted model, not a curated record.
AUGUCUACUUCUACCCCAAACGCGCGUGGCCGUCGGUCACCACUUGGGGCCGCUACCCCGUCUGGGGAUACAACAUUGACCGGACUCCAACGACUUCCUAGCCAUACACGCUACCCUCUUACACCAAGUCGACUUGUUACCGCAGUCACCCCGGGCACCCAACGGUCCGCCUCUCGAUACACACCACGCGCUCGAGGAGUGGGUGCGCCAGCAACACCAUACGGACUCCGUGCCCGACAACAACGAGCAGCGAAUACCCCUGGUCGGGAUCGCCGACGAAGUGGCAGAAUGCAGCGGGAGACUACAUUUGAUAUUCUUCGGAACCUGGGCAGAGCACUCGCUCCUAUAUCUCAACCUAUCCACUCCUCGCCGCAGGAUAAGCCAGAGCCUAUAGAAGAGCCAAUUGAUGAAUUUGAACAGCUUGAUAAUGAGCCAGAAAUCGAGCGACCACGGUUAUCUCUGCCUAUUCAGGAGUCCGAGGAAGAAGGCGAAGAAGCGAGUCCUGAAAUCCAACCUCCGAGGAUGUCUCUCGCCUUCGCCGAAGAGGAUAUGGAUAUUACUUAUCAGUCUGUUGAAUACCCCCGCGACGCCAGUAUCAGAGACCGGGAUCGGCUAUCAAUGAUGAGCCGGGCUACCGGCAGAAUCAGUGGAGAUUUUGAUGAGACACGAUUAGAGAGCGAUGAUGCAGAUGAAACUGGUAUUGUGGGUGAGGAUGAUGAGGCAGAGGAUACAAUGAUCAGUGGGGGCGACUUUGAUAGAGGGGGAGAGACUGAAGACUUGGGCCGCUUCCAUUUUGACCUCAACUUUCCAUCUCCUGCGGCUGCUCCGCUUGAAGAUCCCACUGGCGAGGAUAUGAACGAUAUGGAGGAAUUCGAACUGUCCACCGCGGAGCCACCCCAAGCUCCAUCAGACGAUGAUGACGACGUUGGAGGUGAUUUCGGUUUCGGACUCGACUUCCCACCCGCAACAUCCCCCAGUGAGAGCCCUGGGAUUGUUGGAGGUGGGUUGCGAGAUGAAGCUAUUCCAGCCCAGGGCAAGCAAAAGAAGAUUUCACGACAUGGAAUUCCUGUCCCAAACUUGCCUGCAGGUGUGGUAAAAAAGCUAGCGACUCGCUUCGCGCGUUCGGGGGCUGGAUCAAAGGCAAAAAUCAACAAGGGCACGCUGGCCGCGAUCGAGCAGGCAUCCUCGUGGUACUUUGAGCAAGCAAGCCAAGAUUUGGCUGCAUAUUCAAAGCAUGCAGGACGGAAGACAAUUGAUGAGAGCGAUGUCACCACAUUGCUGAGAAGACAACGCCAUAUCAACAAUUCGACAACAGUGUUUUCCCUCGCCCAGAAGCAUUUACCCAAAGAACUUCAGCAAGACAUGAGAUUGGCCAUGCCUCCGUGA